GAGAGAGAGAGAGAGAUGGAGAGAGGCAGGGAGGGAGAGCGCACGAACAGUGUUGCCGUUACUGUCAGCUGUGGAACGGUUCAGUCAUCAAUGGACAGGGUACACACGUAGCAUAGCCUCUUUCAAUGUACCUUUAUUUCUGCUAUGAAACGGAGGGAAGUAUAAUCAAAUCCGGUUACCUAGUUUCGCUUUCAUCGUUUAUAUUGCAGAUUGAAAUGGAGACAACGUUGUGUUAGCGUGCGCUAUUGAUUAGACUCCAAUAGGCUUUAUUCCUUGCGGAAUAUUUGUUUGAUCUCAACCAUAUAUUAACAAUGAUGGAGUAUUGGAGGCAGUGUGCAUUAUGGCUGAUCAACUGCAAGGUGCUACCACCCAACCAUCGGGUAACAUGGGAGUCCGCCCAGGUAUUCGACCUGGCUCAGACACUCCGAGAUGGAGUGCUCCUGUGUCAGCUUCUCAACAACCUCCGACCCCAGUCCAUCAACCUCAAAGAGAUUAAUCUCAGACCGCAGAUGUCACAGUUCCUGUGCUUGAAGAACAUCAGGACUUUUCUCUCCGCCUGCUAUGAGAUAUUUGGCAUGAAGAAGAGUGAACUCUUUGAGGCCUUCGACUUGUUUGAUGUGCGGGACUUUGGAAAGGUUAUGGACACAUUGUCCAAACUGUCCCACACCACGAUUUCAGAACAAACUGGAAUAAAGGCUUUUCCUUCAGAGGAGAGUCUAGAAGAAGAUGAGGACAUCUAUAACCACCUAGAAGACUUGAUUGAUGAGAAAGGCGUGGAGGACGAGGAGGAUCUUUAUGACUGUGUCUAUGAUGAUGAAGAUGGAGGAGAGAUCUAUGAAGAUCUGAUGAAGGCUGAAGCCGUCCGUCCUCCUCUGAAGCAGGUAGAGACAGACAUCAGGAGCUGCUGUCUGACAGAGAUCAAGCAGACUGAGGAGAAGUACACAGAGACUCUGGACUCCAUAGAGAAGUAUUUUAUGGCACCUCUUACGACAUUCUUGUCCUCAGAGGAGAUGAAGAAAGUGUUUGUCAACAUUCCGGACCUGGUUAAGGUUCACAAGAGUCUCAUGGUGGAGAUCCAAGACUCUGUCCGCCAUAAAAGUGCUCAGAACAUCUACCAGAUCUUCAUCCACUACAAAGAGAGAUUGCUAAUAUAUGGGAAAUACUGUAGCCAUGUAGAAACGGCCAUCGUUGCUCUGGAUGACAUCUGCAAACACAGAGAAGACAUCCGAAUGAAGCUGGAGGAAUGUGCAAAGAGAGCCAACUAUGGAAAGUUUACACUGAGGGAUCUGCUAGUGGUCCCUAUGCAGCGGGUACUCAAGUAUCAUCUUCUUCUACAGGAAUUAGUGAAACACACUCACGAUGCGGCUGACAAGAGCAAUUUGCGGCUGGCGCUGGAUGCCAUGAAGGACCUGGCUCAGUACGUCAAUGAAGUGAAGAGAGACAACGAGACUCUGAGAGACAUAGCCCAGUAUCAGAAAUCCAUCGAAAACCUUAAUCAGUCUCUUAGUACCUAUGGGAGACCAAAAGGAGACGGAGAGGUACGCGUUACCUCAAUCGACAAACGUGCCAAACAGGACCGGCACAUCUUCCUGUUCGAUGCUGCUGUGAUCGUCUGUAAGAGGAGAGGAGACAACUAUGAGAUGAAGGAGGUGAUCGACCUGCACCACUUCAAGAUCACCAACAACCCCACGUCAGAUAAGGAGAACAGGAAGUGGUCCUAUGGGUUCUACCUGACACACAACCAGGGGCAGAGUGGCUUCGAGUUGUUCUUCAAAACCAAGGAGCUGAAGAAGAAAUGGCUGGAGCAGUUUGGCAUGGCCAUAUCCAACAUACGUCCAGAGAAUGGCAACAGUAACUUCCAUGAGUUCAAGAUGCACACCUUCGACAGAAUUACAUCCUGUAGCUACUGCCACAUGCUGCUAAGGGGUAUCUUUAACCAGGGGUACCUUUGCUCCAAGUGUGGUGUUGGAGCCCAUAAGGAAUGUCUGGGGAGGUUUGGCAGCUGUGGAAAAACAGAUCCGGGCUCCUUCAGAACUCAGGAAAAAUCAGUACAAGGACAGCGCUCAGAUCCAGGGUUACCUAAGAUGUUGGUGACCAGGAACUAUUUUGGCGUGCCAAGUCCCAUAUGUGGCCCGCCCCUCAACAUCCAGCAAGGUGACAUCAUCGAGCUGGUCUGUGCCGAUCUACACAGCUCCUGGUGGCAGGGCAAAAUUCUGGCGACGAGAGAGGUCGGCUUCUUUCCAAGUGACGCCGUGAAGCCGUGUCCAUGUGUCCCCAAACCUGUCGACUACUCCACACAACCUUGGUUUGCUGGGCCCAUGGAGAGACUUCAGGCUGAGGCAGAGCUGAUCAACAGAGGGAACAGCACCUACCUGGUCCGCCACCGGAGCCGCGAGUUCACAGAGUAUGCCAUCAGCAUCAAGUACAGCAAUGACGUGAAGCACAUCAAGAUCCUGACCAGAGAUGCCUGCUUCCACAUCGCAGAGAACAAGAAGUUCAGGAGUAUAUUAGAACUAAUUGAGUACUACAAACACCAUUCAUUGAGGGAAGGCUUCAGAAGCCUGGACACCACACUGCAGUUCCCCUACAGAGAGCAGGAGAAUGCUGCUAUGCUCCACACCAACAGACCCGGAGGAAACAUGUUCACCCCUAAGGUGAUGGGUGUGGCGAUAGCCCGCUAUGACUUCAGCUCCAGGGACACCAGAGAGCUAUCUCUACAGGAGGGCGACGUAGUCAAGAUCUACACCAAGUCAGGAGCCAAUGGCUGGUGGAGGGGAGAGGUCAGCGGCAGGGUGGGCUGGUUUCCAUCUACCUAUGUGGAAGAAGGAGAGGAGUGAGAAAGAAAAAUACUGUUUGGUUUAGUACUGGACCCUCUAUGGUUGAUCUGACAGCUUGCUGAGAUGGGACUUCCUUAUCUGGGAUUCCAGCCCUCCUAUUGGCUGUUAAGUCAGUGACGUCCCAGAGACCUUUGGGAAAAGAGGGGUUUCUCGAUGGACUAGUUACUGGUUCUCUCUGCAACAGACUAAUGACUGGUUCUCUAUUAAACAGUCUAGUGACUGGUUCUCUUUGCAACAGUCUAGUUACUGGUUCUCUCUGCAACAGACUAAUGACUGGUUCUCUCUUCAACAGUCUAGUGAUUGAUUCUCUCUGCAAAUGACUAAUGACUGGUUCUCUCUGCAACAGACUAAUGACUGGUUCUCUCUGCAACAGACUAGUGACUGGUUCUCUCUGCAACAGACUAAUGACUGGUUCUCUCUGCAACAGUCUAGUGACUGGUUCUCUUUGCAACAGUCUAGUGACUGGUUCUCUCUGCAACAGACUAAUGACUGGUUCUCUCUGCAACAGACUAAUGACUGGUUCUCUCUGCAACAGACUAAUGACUGGUUCUCUCUGCAACAGACUAAUGACUGGUUCUCUCUGCAACAGACUAGUGACAGGUUCUCUCUGCUCUGCUCCACCACUUCAACAGCUUUGUUGUCAGCAGGGGAAGGACCUUUGCCAGAACCCAGCUCUCUCCUUCCGUCCCUCUCUUCCUCUCUCCCUCUGUCAAUACUGCUACCGCAAGUUGUCGCUGAAAUAUUUAAAUGCUGCCCAUCCAUCCAUUUAUCCAUCCGUCCACACCACCCAGAAUAUAGCUAAGACUGUCUAAGGAUUUGGAAAAGUGAAAGAGAAAAGAGAGGGAGAGAGAAGAGACACACACACACACAGGGUGGCAGGUAGCCUUGUGGUCUGAGCACUGAAAGGUUGCUAGUUCGAGUCCCCAAGCCGACAAGGAAAAAAAUCUGUCAAUGUGACAUUGAGCAAGCUACUUAACCCUAAUGCUGUCAUGAAACGCCUCCCACACCCAUCCUCACAGAUUACAAUCUCUGCCACUGAACAUGACACACGCACAGGUUAACGUUUAUUGGGAUGAAUCUGGUCCUGGGGGCAGAGCUGAGCGGGUUUCGUUAGCUGGUCCAGCCACAAAGGCAAAAUUGUUUAUAUCGUUAAAAAUAUGAGCUUUUUGGUCUUAAUUUAGGGUUAGGCACAAGGUUAGCAGUGGGAUUAAGGUUAGGGUUAAAAUUAGGGAUUGGAGAUUUUAUGACUUUGUGGCUGUGGCAGCUAGUGACCACCCUACAGAGCUGCCUCUAGUACAUGAGUCAUCCCAGUAAAUACCAACCUGCCACACACACAAAAGAUGAGAGAGAGGGAUGUUGGGGGAUAUCAUCGCCACCCCGCCCCUCAUGUUCUCAUCUCUCCAGCUGUACAGCAGGCUGGGUUAGGGGCUGUCGCUGUGGGUUGAUCUGAUAGGGACCUGGCUGGUUUGUCAGGGAACAAGCUAGUGAUGUGAUGCUACCCUACGACGGACGUAAGAGGCCCCCGCUCUCUCUUCUCUCUCUUCUCUCUCCACUCUUUCUCUUCCUUCUGACAGAAAACAAAAGGGAAUACUCUGAUUGGCCUGUAAACACGAUCUCCUGUUACCCCUACUGAUGGGGCCUCCAGCCCUCUGUCUUCUCUAUCUUUCUUUCUUCCUCUCUCUUUCUCCCUCUCUCUUUCAACCUCUCUCUUUGUCUCUCUCUCUCUUUGUCUCUCUCUCUUUCUCCCUCUCUCUUUAUCUCUCUCUUUGUCUCUCUUUCUCUUUCUCUCUUUGUCUCUCUCUCUUUCUCCCUCUCUCUUUGUCUCUCUCUCUCUUUGUCUCUCUCUCUUUCUCUUUCUCUCUUUGUCUCUCUCUCUUUCUCCCUCUCUCUUUCUCCCUCUCUCUUUAUCUCUCUCUCUUUGUCUCUCUCUCUUUCUCUUUCUCUCUUUGUCUCUCUCUCUUUCUCCCUCUCUCUCUUUCUCUUUCUCUCUUUGUCUCUCUCUCUCUUUGUCUCUCUCUCUUUCUCCCUCUCUCUUUGUCUCUCUCUCUCUUUGUCUCUCUCUCUUUCUCUUUCUCUCUUUGUCUCUCUCUCUUUCUCCCUCUCUCUUUCUCCCUCUCUCUUUAUCUCUCUCUCUUUGUCUCUUUCUCUUUCUCUCUUUGUCUCUCUCUCUUUCUCUCUCUCUCUCUUUGUCUCUCUCUCUUUCUCCCUCUCUCUUUCUCCCUUUCUCUUUCUCUUCUUUUAACCCCCCUUUCCCCCACUUUCUUCUUCUCCCUUUCUCUCUCCACUCUCCCCUCCCCUCUCCCCAGAAGGGUGUUUCCAGUAGACGUUCCAGGCAGUGCCUUUCUUCCUUCAUAAUCCUCUAAUGUGAGGGAUUUAGCAACAUUUGAGGGAAUAAUGACUUCACUCAGAAUCACACUCAGGCAGGCUGAUCAGGCCGUAUAAUAAUGUAAAAGUCACCACAGACAAUGCAGUGUAAUAGUCAGUACAGAAGGAAAUGGGAGGUGAUGCUCGCCAAAUCACAGCUCACACCAGUGAUCAGUGUUUUCACUCAUACGGCUUUUUAGUCCCAAUGCAAUUGCACCAGGAUCUGUUUGCCGUAGUCUGAACCCUCUGACUUUGAUUGACAGGUUUAUGCUAUGCCACAGAGUGUUAAUUUCUGUUCUGUGAGGUGAUAGUUCAGGUGGUGGCGUCUGGGAGGAGAGCUGCAGGACAAAGACACACGCGGGCACAAACACACACACCGCACAGCCAUAACUGUCUUCAGUUUACCCAUUCAAUACCCAUACAUACUCCAUAGUAUAAUAUUGAAUGAUCAUACAAUACAUACGUGAUGUAUAUAUUAUUAUAAUGAUUAUAUUGUGCAACAAAACAUAUGCAAUCAUCAGGGUUAUAACUAUAAAGGGGAGGUAUUCAAUGCCUCAGCAAUGUCCCUGUCUUCUGGGUCGUAUUCACUAGGCACCAAACGGGAGCAAGCAGACUUAAACAGAAAGGGGCUACCUGAACAAUAUCAACGCUCAUAUUCGUUUUCAAUUGUUUUGCUACGGUGUGCACUAAUGAAUACAACCCUGCUGUCUUCCUGUGGUUCUUUUGUGUGUUGAUGCUGGUCAUUGAGGCACAAAAUGGAUUAUGAUGUGAAUCUGGUCCUCAGAAUGCUGGGAAAUGUAGUGUUUUACAAUACUGUAUGUCGCAAGGGAAAGUAGUGUUUGAACUGUAGUAAGGAAUCAGUGGAGUGAAAGACUGUCCUCUCCUGUGACUCUCCUGUGACUCUCCUGUGACUCUCCUGUGCUUAUUUGAACUGUUUCCCACCACAAUGGCAUUAUGCUUUUUUGAAGUGAAGGCAGCUCAAAUUCCAGCUGAACUAUUGGUUUUAUUUGUUUUAAUGUGCAAGCCAUCUGGAUAAUGUCUUGAUAUGAUGAAAUGUGUAUAAGAGAUGUAUUUUUUAUUUUUGAAUUGUUUUGAUGGAAUGUGAUAGUGUGUGUACAGGUUGCAUUGUGAAGUGUCCCCAUCCACCCCUACUCUGUUUUCUAACUGCAGUGCAUGUUAGCUACCACCAGAUGGCAGCAGCAUAAGCACAUCUUUCCCCUCACCUCUUUCUCUGCAUGUCUCUCCUCCAGCUUCAACCAUGCUUUACUUAUGGUCUCUUCCUAUGACAGUGUGGACUGGGGGUUGUUUGAAUUCAUUAUGAGAUGAUUUGGGAGUUGCCUUUAAAAUGAUAGCCCCACCAUAGACAUAACAGAGAGAACAUUUCUGGUUGCAACCAGGCUUUUGAAGCAUGGGAUCAAGUAAUCUACUAACACAGAGAGAUACGAACAGCCUUUCUAACCAUGGGAUCUAGUAGUCUACUAACGCAGAGAGAUACGAACAGCCUUUCUAAGCAUGGGAUCAAGUAAUCUACUAACACAGAGAGAAACGAACAGCCUUUCUAAGCAUGGGAUCUAGUAGUCUACUAACACAGAGAGAUACGAACAGCCUUUCUAAGCAUGGGAUCUAGUAGUCUACUAACGCAGAGAGAUACGAACAGCCUUUCUAAGCAUGGGAUCUAGUAGUCUACUAACACAGAGAGAUACGAACAGCCUUUCUAAGCAUGGGAUCUAGUAGUCUACUAACACAGAGAGAAACGAACAGCCUUUCUAAGCAUGGGAUCUAGUAGUCUACUAACGCAGAGAGAUACGAACAGCCUUUCUAACCAUGGGAUCUAGUAGUCUACUAACACAGAGAGAUACAAACAGCCUUUCUAACCAUGGGAUCUAGUAGUCUACUAACGCAGAGAGAUACGAACAGCCUUUCUAAGCAUGGGAUCUAGUAGUCUACUAACGCAGAGAGAUACGAACAGCCUUUCUAACCAUGGGAUCUAGUAGUCUACUAACGCAGAGAGAUACGAACAGCCUUUCUAAGCAUGGGAUCUAGUAGUCUACUAACGCAGAGAGAUACGAACAGCCUUUCUAACCAUGGGAUCUAGUAGUCUACUAACACAGAGAGAUACGAACAGCCUUUCUAACCAUGGGAUCUAGUAGUCUACUAACGCAGAGAGAUACGAACAGCCUUUCUAACCAUGGGAUCUAGUAGUCUACUAACACAGAGAGAUACGAACAGCCUUUCUAACCAUGGGAUCUAGUAGUCUACUAACGCAGAGAGAUACGAACAGCCUUUCUAACCAUGGGAUCUAGUAGUCUACUAACACAGAGAGAAACGAACCUCCUUUCUAAGCAUGGGAUCUAGUAGUCUACUAACGCAGAGAGAUACGAACAGCCUUUCUAACCAUGGGAUCUAGUAGUCUACUAACGCAGAGAGAUACGAACAGCCUUUCUAACCAUGGGAUCUAGUAGUCUACUAACACAGAGAGAUACGAACAGCCUUUCUAAGCAUGGGAUCUAGUAGUCUACUAACGCAGAGAGAUACGAACAGCCUUUCUAACCAUGGGAUCUAGUAGUCUACUAACGCAGAGAGAUACGAACAGCCUUUCUAACCAUGGGAUCUAGUAGUCUACUAACGCAGAGAGAUAUGAACAGCCUUUCUAAGCAUGGGAUCUAGUAAUCUACUAACACAGAGAGAUACGAACAGCCUUUCUAAGCAUGGGAUCUAGUAGUCUACUAACGCAGAGAGAUACGAACAGCCUUUCUAAGCAUGGGAUCUAGUAGUCUACUAACGCAGAGAGAUAUGAACAGCCUUUCUAAGCAUGGGAUCUAGUAAUCUACUAACAUAGAGAGAUACGAACAGCCUUUCUAACCAUGGGAUCUAGUAGUCUACUAACGCAGAGAGAUACGAACAGCCUUUCUAACCAUGGGAUCUAGUAGUCUACUAACGCAGAGAGAUACGAACAGCCUUUCUAACCAUGGGAUCUAGUAAUCUACUAACACAGAGAGAUACGAACAGCCUUUCUAACCAUGGGAUCUAGUAAUCUACUCCCCCGCCUUUUCCACGAGCGGUGAACUCCGGCGGCAAGGGGUUUACACUAGCAGGGCUUCUUCCUUCCCUGUGUGUGUCUUUAUCCUCUACCCAGAGAGAACAGAAGAAAGCCUCAGGGGUAUCAAUGAUCUGAUCUCUACACUAUCUUUCCUCACCUAGCACACCCACUACAUCCAACAAUCUGUUCAUUUCUCUCACUCUCUCCCUCUUACUAUGCCCUUCCUCCAUCUUGCCCUCUAUAUCUAACUCUCUUUCUCUGUUUCUCUCUCUCUCUCUCUGCUUCUCUGUAUUCUCUCCCUGUCCCCGUUUCGGUGAAGUGGUUGAAACCCAGCACUGUAUCUUCAUACCAGGAUAGGAUAUACACUAUAUACUCUGUUAUAUUGUAAAAUAGAGAGGAGAUGUUUCAGGUGUUUCAGUCUACUCCACCAGACAGCCACAUACAGACUUCUUUUAAGUCUUUUGUAGCUGAAACAACCAUCAUCUCACCGGUAGUCAUGGACAAGUCGUUAAAGCCUUUGCUUACAGAUAAGAAGCCAUAGUUAUAUUGAUCGACAACAGAGCGGUCUGCUGUCUGCACUGUGUCUCUCCGCUGUGUCACUCUGUAUAGUGCAUUGUUCACCUUGUUAGAACAUCAUUUAUGAAGCCAAAUAUGUCUACUGUACCUAUAUUUGACAUUCUGGAGUCUAAACACCAUGGCAACCUGCCACUGUGGCCUAACUAACCUAUAGCCGUGCAAUGGAACAUAACCACAUAGUAUUGUAUCAUACUGUAAAUAUGUAAAUAUCACACAAUAAACACAAAUGUAUAUGGCUUCUUUUUAA
Molecule: messenger RNA, 9064 nt
Organism: Oncorhynchus nerka (sockeye salmon)
Lineage: Eukaryota; Metazoa; Chordata; Actinopteri; Salmoniformes; Salmonidae
Gene: vav3a
Product: guanine nucleotide exchange factor VAV3
Exons: 27
Coding region: 312-2837 (841 amino acids)
Biological process (GO): regulation of GTPase activity; cell migration; intracellular signal transduction
Cellular component (GO): plasma membrane; cytoplasm
Molecular function (GO): protein binding; guanyl-nucleotide exchange factor activity
Source: RefSeq, a predicted model, not a curated record